GUGCUUUGUGUGAACGUGUGAGCCGAGAACCUGAUCUAACUUGGAGUAAAGAAGUUCAACAGCAGCUCCUGGCUUCUGCUUGUGGACUCCUGUUUUUUCUCCCCCCUUUCCCUUCCCAGAAGCUGCGCAGCGAAAAGCGGCUCUCAGCAGCGAUCAGCCCUCACUCUCCCUCCCUCUCCGUCGCCCUCCCUCCUUGCCAGGACUCUGAAUCGUCUGGAUCCCGAAAGCCGCGCUCCUUAUUUGAUCUCUCCGUGGGAAAAUGGAUUCCAGGGCACUGUCAGAGAUGCGUUUCUGGAAAAAGAUCUUCACUGCAGCCUUGUGCGUCUUAGUUUUGCUGCCAGAUUUGGGCUGUGCAAGGACUCUCUGGAAGCGUGCUCUGCAUCUGAAGAUGACUGAGAAAUACGAUGAUUAUGAGUACCCUCUUCAUUCUCACAGUUCCCACUACCAGAAGAACGACCGCUGUCCACCGCCGCCCCAGACUUUGCCUGACCGAGCCUGCGAGGUGCCCAGCUGCCGGUCGGAUUCAGAGUGUGAAAGGCACAAGCGCUGCUGCUACAACGGCUGCAUCUACGCCUGCCUGGAGUCUGUACAGCCACCGCCAGUUUUAGACUGGUUGGUUCAGCCCAAACCCCGCUGGCUGGGGGGAAAUGGGUGGCUUUUGGAUGGCCCAGAGGAAGUCUUACAAGCUGAGGCCUGCAGUACCACUGAGGAUGGAGAUGAACCCCUUCAUUGCCCCACAGGUUAUGAAUGCCAUAUCAUUGACCCAGGUAACAUGGCUGAAGGAAUCCCUAACAGGGGCCAGUGCAUCAAGCUCCGUGGAAAUCCAGAUGGACGCAACCUGAGGCAUAAGUAUUACAAGGAAUAUUUUGGGAGCAAUUCCAACAAUGUGGUCGGCUACGUGAAAAACCAGCAGAAGCAUUUAGGCUAAAGGAAGGCGUGCCUGGCUGGACCACUCUGUUAAGUAACUGUCAAGGAACGCUUUACCCAACAGUUUUCUGUUUUGGAAGAACUCUGGUCCCAAAUCUCCGUGAACACGUCUCCAGCGUUACCCUGAUCCCUGCCCAUCCGUGAUAAAAGGACUUUGCUAUUCAAGGAACAGGACAACUUCAGAUUUUAAGCCUAUCAGGAGGGGGAGAAAUGUGAUCCC
This is a messenger RNA of Mesitornis unicolor (brown roatelo), 1147 nucleotides long. RefSeq names its product WAP four-disulfide core domain 1 (gene WFDC1). Gene Ontology annotation, biological process: regulation of cell growth. Lineage: Eukaryota; Metazoa; Chordata; Aves; Mesitornithiformes; Mesitornithidae. The record is from RefSeq and is a predicted model, not a curated record. Gene Ontology annotation, molecular function: peptidase inhibitor activity. The transcript has 7 exons. Bases 260 to 928 code for a protein of 222 amino acids. Gene Ontology annotation, cellular component: extracellular region.